This is a messenger RNA of Pogona vitticeps (central bearded dragon), 1636 nucleotides long. It is a transcript of the gene CD28, whose product is annotated as CD28 molecule. Gene Ontology annotation, biological process: positive regulation of T cell proliferation; T cell receptor signaling pathway; immune response. The record is from RefSeq and is a predicted model, not a curated record. Gene Ontology annotation, cellular component: external side of plasma membrane; membrane. NCBI's taxonomy places the organism in Eukaryota, Metazoa, Chordata, Lepidosauria, Squamata, Agamidae.
CAAGGAAAUGGAGGUGUACAAGAAAGGAUGAAUAAACAAAACUCAUCAAAGAGCUCUAUUUCCUGUUUUUAAGAGAGUGGUAUGACACGUUUGCAUUUUGUCUGCUACUGAAGAUGAGAACUAAAUCGAUGAGACAGUGGUAUCUUUUGACCCAAGUGGCUGAUUUACUUUUACCCUUUCACAAUCUUCUGCUCUGUAUCUGUGAGGUCAAGAUGUCUGCCCCACCAUUUCACAGUCCAACCUUCUGGAUCUUCCUUACUACACUCAUUAUUCAGAUCGCAUGUAUCACAGCAAUUUUGGUGCAUCAAAGUCCCCUGCACGUAGUUGUGAACGGAAAUGCAGAGAUCUUCUGUAACUACACCUAUGAGAAGAAGGUGGAGAAAUUCAACGUCUGGCUGCUUAAAGGAGUUCCAAAGAGAGAGGCCGUCUGCUCAUUCAAAUGCAGCAGCGCCUGCAUAAUUCAAAACGACACGACGGGAUUCAGCUGCCAUGUUACAAGAAAAGAAAAAGGAGUAGUCUUUCAGCUGCAGAACCUAUCCACGGGUCAGACGGACGUUUAUGUCUGCAAAAUUGAAGUCACUUACCCACCGCCUUAUGUAGACGAUGAAAGUAACAACGGAACCUUCAUUAACGUGACAGGUGUCCUUGAAGCCCCCAAAUGUCAGUGCCCCCCAGGAGGAUCAGAAUACACGUGGAUGACAGGAACCAUUGGAGGCCUUGUUUUGUAUGGGAUAGCAAUAACAGCGGCUUUUUGCUAUUGCUGGGUAAAAAGUAAGAAGAGAAAGAUUGUUCGGAAUGACUAUUUCAACAUGACACCCUGGCAGGUGAAUGGCGAAAGGAAGAAAUAUCAAACAGGUGGUCCAGUAAGGAAUUACACUGCAUAUCGCUCGUGGGAACCAUGAGGAUUGGUCAUACACAUGACCUCUUCUCUACAGUGGAAGUACAGACAGAUACCUUUGGAUGUCCGUGGCUGCUGUCAAGAGAAAAGGACAGAUCUUGGAGUUCUUCACACCGGGAAGGACAAAAAGGAUAAGUUAGUUUCAAACUAAUGAUACAAAAGAACAAAACUUGACAUUGGACUGUAAAUAUAGUCACUUAAACCUACUACUUAUGUUAGGUGAACAGUGGUUUCAUCUGCAUUGUAGAUCUUUCCUGUUCAUAUUUGCCUCAAUAUCAAAGUUCUACUCAGACUCUGGGAAAAUCAACCGGAAAAGAGCAAGGGUAAAGAUCUGCCUUCUUUUGUGUCAAAGGGGGAAAAACUGUAUUUAGAGUUGAAAACGUACACACAGCAGAAAGGAAACAUCAUGCUUAGUAGUCCAACUCCUAUAAAGAACAACAUAGUAUUUGUAAAUGAAGUGUUUGAUUAUCUGUAGAUAGCUUUGCCAUGUAACUGCAUAGACUGAGUAUCAGUUUUUUUUCCUGAUGAACAAAUUCCACCUCCUGCUACAACCAUCUACCUGCAAGUAUUCUGAUGGAAGGGUGGGGUCUAUAGCCAAAUGGGAAGUCUCUUGAGAUUGACAGUCUUUCAUCAAAGCCCAGACAAAAGUCAUAGAUGAUGAAGCAGACAAAAAAAUCCAGGCUGAGACGAGGGAUUAGUUCUAUAAGACUCCAACUGUCCUUGGCUCCUUAGGAAAUG